AUGACCCCUGCGCUCCUUACCUUUGCAAUUGACCUCGUUGAGUCUAACAUGAGCGAGCUGUACAUCAAAUCCAAGGAUGGCUGGUGCAGAGAGGACAAGGAAGACGAGAUGCAGGAUGUCACGUCGCGGUAUCUGAUCGCGUUCCAUAACGACAAGCCAGUCGGCAUGGUUCACUUUCAGUUUGUCGAUGAGGAGACAAUGACCGAUCACGACGCCGAGGUCGCUUACUGCUUUGAGAUCCAGGUUAUGCCUGAAUAUCAGCGGCGAGGCAUCGGCGCGUAUCUUAUUAGUCUGCUAGAGACCAUUGGAAAGGCGACCCAGAUGGAGAAGGUUAUGCUGACGGUGUUCAAAGCUUCCAGGUUUGACUACGAGAUCCUCAGCAAGCCAUUGCAACCCAUCAUCAGGCCUUAG
This is a messenger RNA of Linnemannia hyalina, 411 nucleotides long. NCBI's taxonomy places the organism in Eukaryota, Fungi, Mortierellomycota, Mortierellomycetes, Mortierellales, Mortierellaceae. The record is from the annotation of a GenBank genome assembly.